Aspergillus ibericus CBS 121593 is the source of this 2381-nucleotide messenger RNA. It is a transcript of the gene gfa1, whose product is annotated as glutamine--fructose-6-phosphate transaminase (isomerizing) GFA1. Gene Ontology annotation, molecular function: L-glutamine:D-fructose-6-phosphate transaminase (isomerizing) activity; carbohydrate derivative binding. The record is from RefSeq and is a predicted model, not a curated record. NCBI's taxonomy places the organism in Eukaryota, Fungi, Ascomycota, Eurotiomycetes, Eurotiales, Aspergillaceae. Bases 200 to 2284 code for a protein of 694 amino acids. The transcript is spliced from 7 exons. Gene Ontology annotation, biological process: protein N-linked glycosylation; fructose 6-phosphate metabolic process; UDP-N-acetylglucosamine metabolic process.
CUCUCUCCAUUCAGUUUAUCCCUUCUUCUAACUCUCCCACCCUUACAAAACCGUGUGACUCACUUUGCCUAUUCUACUCUAAUAGUGACAUUGCCUUGAUUAUCUAGCCAGAGUGUCUUCUUGUGGCAUCGACUUAAUACCCCUCCUCUCUUCAUAUUAUCAACACACGCGUUAAACCCCGUCAGUCGACAGAACAACCAUGUGUGGCAUUUUCGGUUACAUCAACUACCUUGUUGAAAGGGACCGCAGGUUCAUUCUUGAUACCAUUCUUAACGGGCUUUCGAGACUUGAAUACCGUGGCUAUGACUCUGCCGGUCUCGCUGUCGAUGGCGACAAGAAAAAUGAAGUCUGUGCCUUCAAAGAAGUUGGCAAGGUUGCCAAACUGAAGGAGCUCAUUGAAGACCAAAAACCCGACUUCACAAAGACCUUUGAAUCCCAUGCUGGCAUUGCUCACACCCGUUGGGCUACUCAUGGAACCCCUUCUCGCCGGAACUGUCAUCCGCACAGGUCUGAUCCCAACUGGGAAUUUUCUGUUGUUCACAAUGGUAUCAUUACCAACUACAAAGAAUUGAAGGCCUUGCUGGAGAGUAAAGGGUUCCGCUUCGAGACUGAGACAGACACCGAAUGCAUUGCCAAGCUUACAAAGUAUCUGUAUGACCAGCAGCCGGACAUCGAUUUUACGGUGUUGGCCAAGGCUGUCAUCAAAGAGCUUGAGGGUGCCUUCGGUCUCCUCAUCAAGUCUGUGCAUUAUCCUCAUGAAGUGAUUGCGGCCCGCAAAGGCUCCCCACUUGUCAUUGGCGUGCGAACGUCAAGAAAAAUGAAGGUAGACUUCGUUGAUGUGGAAUACUCUGAAGAUGGACCCCUUCCAGCGGAACAGGCCUCUCAAAAUGUUGCUAUCAAGAAGUCUACGACUGGGCUACUUGCCCCGCCCGAUAAAUCGCUCUUGCACCGCUCGCAGUCUCGUGCUUUCCUGUCCGAUGAUGGCGUCCCCCAGCCUGCUGAGUUCUUUUUGUCUUCGGAUCCGUCUGCGAUCGUUGAGCAUACUAAAAAGGUUCUCUACCUUGAGGAUGAUGAUAUCGCUCAUAUACACGAGGGGCAGCUGAACAUACAUCGCUUGACGAAAGAUGAUGGCACAUCUAAUGUUCGCGCCAUCCAAACAAUCGAACUCGAGCUACAAGAAAUCAUGAAGGGAAAAUUCGAUCACUUCAUGCAGAAGGAAAUUUUUGAACAGCCCGAAUCCGUGGUCAACACUAUGCGAGGCCGAUUGGAUGUCGCAAACAAACAAGUGACACUGGGCGGUCUCCGACAGUAUAUCUCUACCAUCCGUCGGUGCAGAAGAAUUAUUUUUGUGGCUUGCGGAACCAGCUACCAUUCAUGCAUGGCUGUGCGUGGUGUUUUUGAGGAACUCACCGAGAUACCUAUCUCCGUCGAGCUAGCCUCGGACUUCUUGGACAGACAAGCACCCGUGUUCCGUGACGAUACAUGCGUCUUCGUUUCUCAGUCGGGAGAGACCGCUGAUUCUCUGAUGGCCCUGCGUUACUGCCUCGAGCGCGGUGCCUUGACUGUUGGAAUCGUUAACGUCGUUGGCUCUUCUAUCUCUCUACUGACUCACUGCGGUGUGCACAUCAACGCUGGGCCAGAAAUUGGUGUGGCUUCUACCAAGGCGUACACAUCACAGUUCGUAGCCAUGGUUAUGUUCGCUCUCUCUCUUAGCGAGGAUCGAGCUUCAAAGCAGAAGAGACGCGAGGAAAUCAUGGAGGGCUUGGCCAAAGUAUCUGAACAGUUCAAGGAGAUUCUGAAGCUUAAUGAGCCCAUUAAGCAAAUGUGUGCGAAAUUCUUCAAGGACCAGAAAAGUUUGCUUUUGCUGGGCAGAGGCGGCCAGUUUCCUACGGCCCUUGAAGGUGCGCUCAAGAUCAAGGAGAUCUCCUACCUCCAUUGCGAGGCCGUCAUGUCAGGUGAAUUGAAACAUGGUGUCCUUGCUCUUGUUGAUGAGAACCUGCCCAUCAUCAUGAUCCUUACCAGAGAUAACAUCUUCUCCAAGUCAUUGAAUGCUUAUCAACAAGUGAUUGCUCGAGGAGGGCGCCCUAUCGUGAUCUGCAAUUAUGACGACCCGGAGUUCUCUACUGCCCAAACAGAGAAGAUCGAAGUCCCCAAGACAGUGGAUUGCCUCCAAGGUCUUUUGAACGUUAUACCACUGCAGCUGAUCUCUUACUGGCUUGCUGUGGGCGAGGGCCUCAAUGUUGAUUUUCCUCGUAACCUUGCGAAGUCAGUCACUGUUGAAUAGGGGACGAUUGCGUGAAGAGAAAUGCAGAGACACGAUAGAUUCGUGGGUACGAGGCUUUUAAUUUUCAGUUAAUCCAUAUGGUUUUCAUAUUUGUUAA